This is a messenger RNA of Tigriopus californicus, 1617 nucleotides long. RefSeq lists its product as uncharacterized. The transcript has 5 exons. The record is from RefSeq and is a predicted model, not a curated record. The coding region runs from base 89 to 1249 and encodes 386 amino acids. Lineage: Eukaryota; Metazoa; Arthropoda; Copepoda; Harpacticoida; Harpacticidae.
UCGUCAGCAUUCAUACUUUGGAUAACAUCGCGUGAGGUCAUUUUGCCAGUUUCUCUCGAUCAGUUCAGAUCAUUUGACCUUGAGGAAGAUGUCUCAUACACUUCAUCCAAUUUAUCAAGAGAAUAAAGGCGUGGUAUACAAUCGCGCCUGUCUCCCUCUACCUCCUCGAGAAGGUCUGACCACGGUGAAGCUCAAUGAUUAUAAAGAUGUUCCUGAGGAGCCGCUAUUUGAUCCAAAAAUUCAUUUGGACCUCCAAAUGCCGGCCUACAUUCGAGUUUUGGAAACCUUUGAAAAAAGCACCACGUUUCCCAAGACCAAUAAGACCGGCGGAUCUGACUUUGCAUAUUCCUCGCCAUUUCAGGUGCUGAGCGCUGAAGGUAUUCGCGUCAUCAAGGAAAUUGUGUUUCGGAACGAGAAGUAUGCCGUGGGCCCUCAACAUGCCAGAGGGGGAAAACUCGCUCUCCGAGGCCUCUAUUACCUGUCACCAUUCAUCAGAGAUUUUCAAAAUUGCAAGGAACUCUCCGUGUUCUUCGAGACGAUUGUUGGGGAGAAGCUCAUUCCAGCUUGCUGUUUCAGUCACGUCCCUCAGGUGAAUUUAAGCCUUUUGGAUGCCACAGCAACAAAUGCGCCAUUGGACAAUUGGCAUUGGGAUUCCGUGGCCUAUACUGGAGUGGUGCUCCUCAAUGAUAUGACGGAGAUGUUGGGUGGGGAAUUGGAGAUCAUGCUCAUGGACAAGAAAAAGGCAUUGAAUGAACUAGGCAAGGACAAAAUCAUCAACGGGGUGCACUCUGAAAUAAUCAGCUACGAAAAUCCGGGCAAGAUGAUCUUUGCCCAAGGCUCUGAGAUUCUCCACCAUGUUACUCAAGUCAAAAGCGACCAUAGGAGGAUUUCCAUGAUCAUGGCGUACUCUCCGGCCAAUACUUUCCAACCUCCCAAGUCGGUUCUGGCUACAUGUCGACGGGUGGAUCAAGUUCACAAACUGGGAGACUACGAAUACUUCCGCGAAAAAGCUUGGCAAUGUUCCCAUGCUCUGAAAUACUACGUGGAGAACAUUCAAUACAGCAACGACGGCCAUUUCUUUGCUCGAAAACUGAGAGUCAUUGCAGAGGAGUUGAAUCGGGCCGCCGAUAUACUGGACAGUAAGAAGGAUGACAUGAUCAAAAUGUACGACGAGGUCAACAAGACGGUCUCCACGGAUUAUACGGCAUGGUACAAGAAACAAGAGGAGAGCAAGGAAAACGGUGCUUAGACUUCGGAAAGGUCCAUUUGCCAAGUAACGCAACCUUAGACUAAAACGACUAUUUGUAAUCAGAUUUCUUUUGGUUAUUCUUAAAAGUGCACUUCUCUGAAUGACACGGACGAUGAUGAAAGUUUCCUGUGAUUUUCCAUUCUUAUGGCUUUUUAACUUGAAUGACCAUAGUUCCUCCUUUAGCUGGGGCUCUAGCUUUGUUGGAUGGGUACAUGCCCGCUUUCAUCCGAGGUGCAAAUGAAUUUACUCCCCGGGAGACUGCCAUAAAUCAGCAACAGACCCUUCAAAAAUCAUCCAAAAAUCUCGAAGUUGCAGAGAUCUUGAGCGCCUUUCUACCUUCCACAUGAAUAAAUAAGAUUUACACCAGA